UGGCCCAACAACUUCACAUCCAUGAUGACAUGGAUAAAUGAUUAGUUACGAAUUUUUUCGCUGACGUGGACAGCUUAAGAGAGCUUCAUAUUCUCCUUUUAAUAGUGUAAGAUUUGAGAUUUGACUGGAUCCCAACGGAACUAAUUUGUAACUUAUGGUAUUGAUUUUUUUUUUCUUUUCAAGAGCAUAUAUAGAAUUUAAUCAUGUCAACUGGAAAUUAUCGAAAAAUAUUGUAUCAUAUCUUCUAUUAUAUACCCUUUUUCGACUUUUUAAUAUAAUAAUAAUUCGAAUGUUAGUAUUAGAGACAGUCUAAUGCAUUUGCAUGUGGUGUGUAUAUAUAUCGUCGGAUUAAGAUAACAACUAGCGCCUGUAGCUCAGUGGAUAGAGCGUCUGUUUCCUAAGCAGAAAGUCGAAGGUUCGACCCCUUCCUGGCGCGUUUAUUUUAGUUUCCUUUUUUUUUUUUUUUUUUGUGCAACCUUUUUAGUUUCCUUUUCUUUUUUGAUUAAUUCGAUGAAGUGAAAAAGAUAUUUAUUUUUUCUUUUUAAUGAAUCUUGAAUAGUGUAUUGACUUGCCGGAUCUGUGUCAUUCGCCGCCGGCUUAGAGAGUUAUGAAGGUCUUCCAUCUCGACCGUGAGAACACUCUCUCUGUGUCUCUCUUCUCCGAUGUCACCAACUCCAAGGAGCUCUUGAAUUCGAUGCUAGAUGGAAGUCUGAAGCUGGAGGUCUCAUUUCUCAAUGCAUUACUCAUACCAGACGUUUUCCCUCUCUUAGCUGCCGCUCAGAAAGCACUUGUCUCCAAAUCACGCGACUCUUUAUCUACCCGAACUCUUCAUUCUGAGCUUGUCUACAACUACUCUGGAUCUAAACAUAUUACGGAAUCAUUGAAACGAUGUGGGAUAUCUGAAAGCUCUACUUACAUUCUAGCUGCCCGGUUCAAUGCUUCUCCCCUUGAGAUGGAGGAGGUGGCGAAAUUGAUCAACGGGAAUGAGAUCGACUUGGAGGAGUUAAAGACGCAUGCUAAUCAAGCCCAUAUACUAAAGCAUUACAAGAUAACUAGCCAAGAACUCGGGAUAUCCUCUCUCGAAGAUGCCAUUGUUUGCCGGAUCGCUGCACGCGACGCUUUGUAGAAGAAGACAUCUUUCUCUGUGUUCUUAUCAAUUAUAGCUUUUUUUUUUCUCAGCUAUAACUAAAUGUUACAACUCGUUUUGUAGUGUUCUUAUCAGUUAAACCUCUUUAUUUAUUUCUUGUC
Brassica rapa (field mustard) is the source of this 1248-nucleotide messenger RNA. Its product is annotated as EKC/KEOPS complex subunit TPRKB. Gene Ontology annotation, biological process: tRNA threonylcarbamoyladenosine modification. Lineage: Eukaryota; Viridiplantae; Streptophyta; Magnoliopsida; Brassicales; Brassicaceae. The record is from RefSeq and is a predicted model, not a curated record. Gene Ontology annotation, cellular component: EKC/KEOPS complex; nucleus; cytosol.